AUGCCUUUCGUUUCCAAGAUCGAGUCCCUGCCCUUGCAAAAAUGCAGCGUCCUGGAUUUUCUGUUCCCACCCGAUCAACCGGUAUCCGACAAGCCACUCUGGAUCAAUGCCGCGGACACGUCGCACUGGAAUUCUCCCAAGAGUGCCCUGGCUUUGGCCAAGCGGCUUGGGUACGGUCUCCAGCAGUUGGGCGUCCAGUUCGAGGAUAGAUGCUUGCUCUUCACGCCCAAUCAUAUCAUGGUCCCAGUAUCGUAUUUUGGGGUGGUGGGCAUCGGGGCUGCUUUCUCUGGAGCCAACCCGACCUUCACUGCGAAAGAAUUGGAAUAUCAAAUCACCGUCUUGCAGCCGAAAAUAAUGCUGGUGCAUCCUUCCUUGAUCCCGACGGCGAAGGCUGCUGCCGCCAAAGCAGCUGUGCCGGGGAUGAAGUUGUAUGUCUUCUCCGACCGUGAGACCGGAACCGUCGACGGCCUUCCAGAUUGGAGAGUCAUUCUGGGGACUCCCGAGCAAGGAGAGCAGUGGCAGUGGAGGAAGCUCCCAGGGAGGGAGGCCGUGAACACCAUUGCUGCCAUCAACUUCUCAUCUGGCACCACUGGAUUGCCCAAGGGCGUGUGCGUAUCUCAUUUCAACGUGGUCUCGAACGUCAAGCAGAUCAAAUCUCUCUACGACUUCGAACCUUCGGAGAAAUGGGCAGGAUUCCUGCCCCUCUACCACGCCUAUGGACAGUGUUAUGCGAUCCUCAUGGCCACGAUCAACCACAUUCCCAUGCUCAUCAUCAGCAAAUUCGAGUUCAUCGAGUACCUCCGCAUCAUCCAGGACCACAAGAUCACCCGGCUACAGACCGUGCCUCCGAUUCUGAUCAUGUUGAACAAGAGACCCGAGACGGCGAAUUACGACCUGAGCAGCGUCAAGGAGAUCCUGUGUGGCGCGGCACCCGUCUCGAGAGAGCUCGAAGCCAACGUGUCCAAGAAGUUCAACGUCCGCAUCACGCAGGGAUGGGGCAUGACCGAGACAACGUGCGCCGUGUCGGGCAUUCCGUACUGGGAGAAAUCCCGGACUGGCUCGGUUGGCGUCGUCAUGCCGAACACCGAGGUGAAGAUCAUGACGGAUGAUGGCAGGGAGGCAAGUAUAGGGGAAGCAGGAGAACUCUACGUCCGCGGCCCACAGGUCUGCCUGGGCUACUGGAAGAACCCACAAGCGACGGUCGACACGUUCGAUCCGGUGACAGGGUGGCUCAAGAGCGGCGAUGUCGCAGUCAUGAGCAAUGACGGGUGGAUGGCGAUCGUCGAUCGAAAGAAGGAAUUGAUCAAGGUGCAAGCCCUCCAAGUGUCGCCCGCAGAGGUCGAAGCGGCGCUGAUAGAACAUCCCCACAUUGCCGACGCGGGCGUCAUCGGCAUCACCUUUGACGACGGUGAAUGGCCCCGGGCGUAUGUGGCGCUGAAGGAAGAGUCUCGCGGCAAAGUCACCGAGAAGGAGAUCCGGGAGUGGCUGGACGCUCGGGUGUCAAAGCACAAGCGCCUGGUGGGCGGUGUCGCGUUCGUCCCGGAAGUCCCUCGACUGCCCAGCGGCAAGAUCCAACGGAAGGUCAUGAAGGAGUGGGCGAAGAGGGAUGCCAUGACGCUGUUCACUUCAAGGCCGAAGCUUUGA
Messenger RNA from Fonsecaea erecta, 1644 nucleotides. RefSeq lists its product as hypothetical. Gene Ontology annotation, biological process: secondary metabolic process. Gene Ontology annotation, molecular function: CoA-ligase activity. NCBI's taxonomy places the organism in Eukaryota, Fungi, Ascomycota, Eurotiomycetes, Chaetothyriales, Herpotrichiellaceae. The transcript has 4 exons. The record is from RefSeq and is a predicted model, not a curated record. Bases 1 to 1644 code for a protein of 547 amino acids.